This is a messenger RNA of Xyrichtys novacula (pearly razorfish), 6957 nucleotides long. Lineage: Eukaryota; Metazoa; Chordata; Actinopteri; Labriformes; Labridae. The record is from the annotation of a GenBank genome assembly.
UUCUGGUCUAAUUGACCGGUUUAAAUGGCGCAGCUGUGCGGUGACUCCUGUUUCUCACUCGCAGGCCAUCUUCGGCCUCGUUUGGCGGCAGAGAGGAGCUGAGCUAACCGGGACCGUGUGAUGGCAUCCGCACUGAUGGCUUGGGUUUGGAUUGGUGUAAUUCUAGCCCAGUUUAACAGCGUAGGAGCCAACCGUUACGCUCACGGACAUUUGACCGGCCAGGACGGGCUCGAUGACGGCAGAAGCCUGCACUCAAACGCCGCUCUGGAAAACUGGAACACGGACCGAAGUUUCCCAGCGCUGGUGUGGAGUUUCCUCCGAGGUAGCCCAAACUUCUGCUCCCCAUUUAGAAAAACAAUUAGAAAGCACAGGCAUUGAGUUUAAUCAAAGAAGGGGGGAAUAAUCUAUAAUAUGCAAUUACAUCCAGUGUUUAUCAAUGUGACAACCAAAGUUAUCACAUAUGAAUGUAAAAGCAAUAUUGUUCUUCUAAUCAGGCAUGAAAAUCUCUCACCUUUCGGCGAAAUUCGCCAUUUUGAAGUCAAAAAGGGUGACCUACGUGAAUCGUGUAGAUCCGAGGAGAAUUUUUUUUAGGGGGGGAGGGGGUCGGGGGAUUGUUUUUUAUUAUCAUGUGAUUGGCUUAAUACGUAAACCAGGGGUGUCAAAGUCAAAUGGACGGAGGGCCAAAUAAAAACUGAUCUGACGGACUGAUCGAAUGUUCAUUGAAUUUUUUUUAAAUGACGCAUAUAGUCUAGUGAACCUAAUUGAACCUACUGAAAACCUAACGAAUAUAUUCCAAUAUGAUCAGAUAAAUAAAGCAAUAUUUUCUUAUGGCUCUGUCAGUAAUCUUUAAUUUUCAACAGACACAAAAGACAAAUUUCCUUUAUAUAAAAAUCCCCAUAACAUGAACAUUACAUGAAAGAAACCGGUAUUAUUCAAGGCACCAUCAGUAGCCUAUAUUUUCUAUUUUAGCAAAAGUGGGCUAAAUUUACUUCAAAGAAAAAAAUAAUAAUAGCAAUUUUCUAUCAUCCACUCAACUGAAAUAUUUUUAAAAUAUCGUUUUAAUUCCUCGGCCUUCUGUAGCCUUUGUUCCAUGUCCAUAUUCUUGUUUUUGUCCGCGUUUCGUUUCAUAAUGUCGUCUCAGAUUAUACUCUUUCAGUACCACCACACUUUCUCCACACAGAAGACACACAGGUUUUCCAGCUACCUCCGUGAACAUAUACUCCGACUCCCACCUUGUUUGAAACCCCCGGUUCUCAGUGUCCACCUUCCGUUUUGCCAUAUUUAAUGGAUAUCUGAAAGUUAAUUUUACUGUUAUGCUGACGACUGCUGUGCUAAUAAAUAUUGAAAUGAAGCAGCCUGCUGCUCGGUGCGUCACCGUUGCAUUGUGGGAAAUGUAGUAUUGGUGCGUGUAAAAGAUCUGCGGGCUGCCGGCUUGCUGCGGUCUGCGGGCCGGUUCCAAUAAUAAAUCAAGAUCAUCCCAGGGGCCGUAAAAAACCUUCUCGCGGGCCGGAUGUGGCCCGCGGGCCUUGACUCUGACAUAUGUGACGUAAACCGAACACUUCAGAAAUCGGCCCUUUAAAUGACACUUGGUCAGCAAAUCCUCCUGGCUCAUUCGCUGACGAGAACCAAUCAUAGGCCAAACUGCGUUCCAUUAUUCCAAUCAUGCGCACACUCUUCACGUGUGCUUGGAGAGCCUGUGGUAGCGUUGCAAAGCUGCGAGAACGAGUAGCAGGACUUAUCCACGCCGGUGUUGCGCCGUAGAAUGCACCCCUGCCGUAGAAUGCCCCCCAGACGAGAGCGCGGUUGAAAGUACAUAAUAAGGCGAUCAAGUCUCACGCAUUCAGCGUGUGACACACGCAUUCCCACCCGCUCACACGCCACACAUUGUAUUUCUCACGUAUUUAUAUGAACACGGUGAUGUCCACAAAGUUGCACCUCUGUAACAAUGGAACAGGUAGAAAUCAACUGAGUUCCUCCGAGAGUUCACAAGCUGCGUGCCACGCGCAAGCCAAUCAAAUAAAGUAUAUCUACUGAACAGCCAAUGAAAAAGCAGCAUUGCUGUAUCCGGGUAGAUUCUGAUAUCUUGCGGUUUGACUACAGAAGAAGACAGACACUCGUCGUAAUAGAGCAGGUUUUAUAAGGACAAGAUAGACCCGAUGAUUACAUUACGUCAGUAACCUACACAUGCAGAGACCUCAACACACCAUGGCAUAUAGACUCAUAUGAUAAACUAAAGCCCUAUGCUAUUGCUGUUAACAGCUGUAUUGAUGAAUUUAGCCUCUGUACAGCCAUUCUUACAUUUACGAUUCACGGUUUUCUAAUAUGCAGGUUAUACAUUUAACAUAUUUCUUUAUAUCUGUCUGACUUUUCAUAGUUGAAACUUUCUUCUGUAGGCAGUCUAUGCAGGAUGGUAGGACCUAAGAACAUAUUGCUUUUACAUUUUUCUUGACAUGUGGAGAUAAAUGUUGUAAAGAUCCUUGUGUUUCCUAAAUGCCCACAGGCCUCUCUAACCCAUUUGUUAAUCUGAAAGAUUAUCCAUUUUUCAGAUUUUAAGGAAUAGUGUGUAAUACUUAAACAAAUUUAGCAGAACAGACUUUUGUAGAAAUGGACUAUAUAUAUAUGACUGAAUAUUUAUCUUUAUCCAUGUAAACAUUAAAUGGAAAUUAUGGGGGUUAUGUUGAAUCCAGUUCCUGAAAAUGGGUGGUAUUUUAAAGUUUUUAUUGGAUCUUUCACUAAUUGGUUAACUAAGAGACAAGAGUUGUCAAAUAGUGUGUUAUGGAGAUCUUUGCACUGAAGAUAUUGAUGGAUCUUAGUUUUUUUUUUUUUUUUUUCUUUUUUUUUUCAUAGUAUAUCUUGAUUCUUACUUUAUUCAAAUACAGUGUUUCACACCACAAAGCAAUUCCAUUUUUUAUCAUUUCUCUUAUCAUAAAGAGUUCGACAUAGGUUCCCAGUUUCUAAUAGUUUUUAUACUAUAUCUGAUUUUUGUUUCACAAAAAAGCCUAUUUUUACUAUUUUCACAACACAACCCAAAAAGACCUUAAGGAUUUUGGAAUAUAUUUUAUUAUAAAUGCCUUAAAUCUUAAUAACAUUGAAAUAAAUUUUCCAAAACUUGUAAGAUGUGUUUGCUUCACACUGAUGUUGCUGAUUGUUAGUUUUGUUCAACAUUUUGAGAAAUUAAUAGAUAUGCGUCCAGUGGGAAGUGACUUGAUUGCAUUAAGUUUACUUCACAAAACCACUUGCAAACAACAAUUACUGUUUUUUUAAGGAUGAACAAAUGAGCUGAUUUUGUUGCCAACUCAGCUGGAAAGAGCUCAGCCACCUGUUUCCACUUUGUGCUAAGAUAUCAGUGUUGGGUUUAUAGCUUCAAAUUUAGCAAACAUCUAAAUAUUAAACACCUAACAAACAGCUCCCAAAGAAGUUUGAUCUCCAUGUGUUUCUACUUUUCACAUUUUGUAUUCUCCUUUUUUUUUUUUUCAAUAAUUUUUUUCAUUACAGGAGGUAGAAGAACAUCGGACUUUAAUCAGCCACAGUUCAGUUGCAGCAGUGCAGCACUCCUCCUGCGCUUCUCCCUUGUCAGAUACACACAUUUUUCUCUCGAAGGUGUGUUUGAUACAUUUAGCUCCCACACAAUGUUAUCUCUUUUUAAAAAGCAGACUGACAGCCUCAUACGUUUCUCCAAAUUCUUUUUCAUAGAUGGGACUCAGUUGUUAUCUCUGCCUGAAAGAUGUCGCAGUUGGAUUCAUAUUUAUGGGGGGUGGUUGUUGGCAGAGCUUCCUUAUGUUGGCUGUCGCAUGGCAAUGCAGGUAAAAUGCUUAUUUCCAUCAGUACCAAAUAUCAUGCUUUAUCCAACAGUAUUUCCUGCACUGUGAGAUAUUGUGUUUGAGAUGUUUUACUCUGUUUAUGUUGAACCAUGUAUUGCAGCAGCCAUUUUGGUAAUGCAGUGCAAUUUCUGGUAAUAUUUUCUUACAGCAGACUGAAGAAGAUGGAAAUGGUCCCCCCCUGUUGAGGAUACAUUACUUCGACCGUCUCCUUCAGGAAAAUAUGACGAGCAUAGCUCUCUGCCCAGGUCAUGAAACCUCCUCACAAGUUGUGUCCCCACUGGUGAUCUGUGGGGAAAGGCACAUCUCUGUGAAGCUGCCCCGUGAGACAAAACUGAGAAGGGUUAAAGAGCUUGGUAAGUACCUGUGGGCAAAAGUCAUCUUUAAGUUAAAUUAUUAAACAUUACAGCUAACAUUAAAAGGAUACUUUAUGCUUUGAAAGAGGCAUCAUGGCUGAUAUAAUGUAGUGAUAAAUACUGUGAUUUCAUUGACUGAGGGAUAUAUUUGUUUAAAGCUCCUGUGAGGAGUUUUUUACAUUCAUGGAGCAGAUAGAAAUUCACGCUGAUAACUUUUUAUGACACACCAAAAACAAACAAGACCAUCAGUGAUGAGAUUUACAUUUUUUGUUUGAAACUGGUGGGCUGGGAUAGUUGUCAGACGAGCAGCACAAUAACGUUUUGUGGGGUUUAUUUUUGGGUAGAUUUCCCGACGAAUGAAGGAUACUUGGUGAGACAGUUGAGGACCAUCAAUGCAUUAUAUGUGAAGAUAACAAAGUUACCACAUAAGGCAAGUCAAACUAUUCAGACACACUGUAAAAAAAUGUUUUAAUGACUGUGUAAACUGACAGUGAGAAUUUUCACAGGAUUCGGACUUUGAACUGGUCUAUGAGGGUGCCACUGGGACACUGAGUGCCAUGCUGACUUCUUGUUCCCCCAUUUUUCCAAAACAAGUAGAAAGGCAUCAUGUCAGAUCUUUGCAGGAACCAGAUUUAUUUGACCUGUGGGGCUUUGAAGAGAUUCCUGUUGAACCAUUUGAUUCAGAAACAACACAGACAACAAAUCAAGCAACAGACAGCACAGCAACUGACUCAGGCACAGGCACAGGCACAGCCACAGCCACAGAGGGUGAAACAGCGUAUGAUUUAGGUUUCUAUGAAUUAUGGGGAGUGGAGGAAAUUCCUGAAGGACCGUACAUUGGAAUAGAUGUAGAAAUUCCAAGCGCUACUGCUUCUACAACAACAGGGGCCUCUACAAUAACAGGGAUCACGACAUCUACUACCUCUGCUCCAGUCACAUCUACUACAACUGCUGCAACUGUCACAGAUAAAACUGCAUCUUUUACUGUAAUUAGUUCUACUACUGUUGCCCCUGCUACAACCUUAACAGGUGCGCCUGCUGCAGCAACAACCACCACCACCAUUGCUGCCCCAGCUACAACCACCCCAACUACCGUGCCUUUGACAACAGCAACAAUCACAACUGUUGCAGCAGUGACUAACACUGUAACAACUGUGACAAACAGUGUCCCAUUGACCACUACCACCACCACAACAUCUAGUCCACCUCCAUCAACAUCAAGUCCACCUCAGUCAACCACAGCAAGUCCACCUCAGUCAACCACAGCAAGUCCACCUCAGUCAACCACAGCAAGUCCACCUCAGUCAACCACAGCAAGUCCACCUCCGUCAACCACAGCAAGUCCACCUCAGUCAACCACAGCAGGUCCACCUCAGUCAACCACAGCAGGUCCACCUCAGUCAACCACAGCAGGUCCACCUCAGUCAACCACAGCAGGUCCACCUCAGUCAACCACAGCAGGUCCACCUCAGUCAACCACAGCAGGUCCACCUCAGUCAAAUGCAAGUCCAAAUCCAUCAACCACAGCAAGUCCACCUCAGUCAACCACAGCGAGUCCCCCUCAGUCAACCACAGCAAGUCCACCUCAGUCAUCAACAUCUAGUCCACCUCAGUCUACAACAGCUAGUCCACCUCAGUCGACAACAACUAGUCCACCUCAGUCGACAACAGCUAGUCCACCUCAGUCGACAACAGCUAGUCCACCUCAGUCGACAACAGCUAGUCCACCUCAGUCGACAACAGCUAGUCCACCUCAGUCGACAACAGCUAGUCCACCUCAGUCGACAACAGCUAGUCCACCUCAGUCAACCACAGCGAGUCCUCCUCAGUCAACCACAGCGAGUCCUCCUCGGUCAACCACAGCGAGUCCUCCUCGGUCAACUACAGCGAGUCCUCCUCAGUCAACUACAGCGAGUCCUCCUCAGUCAACUACAGCGAGUUCACCUCAGUCAACUACAGCGAGUUCACCUCAGUCAACAGCUAGUCCACCUCAGUCAACAUCUAGUCCACCUCAGUCAACAUCUAGUCCACCUCAGUCAACAUCUAGUCCACCUCAGUCAAUAUCUAGUCCACCUCAGUCAACAUCUAGUCCACCUCAGUCAACAUCUAGUCCACCUCAGUCAACAUCUAGUCCACCUCAGUCAACAUCUAGUCCACCUCAGUCAACAUCUAGUCCACCUCAGUCAACAUCUAGUCCACCUCAGUCAACAUCUAGUCCACCUCAGUCAACCACAGCAAGUCCGACUCCAUCAACCACAGCAAGUCAGUCAACCACAGCUAGUCCACCUCAGUCGUCAACAUCUAGCCCACCUCAGUCAACCACAGCAAGUCCGACUCCAUCAACCACAGCAAGUCAGUCAACCACAGCUAGUCCACCUCAGUCGUCAACAUCUAGUCCACCUCAGUCGUCAACAUCAAGUCCACCUCAGUCGUCAACAUCAAGUCCACCUCAGUCGUCAACAUCAAGUCCACCUCAGUCGUCAACAUCAAGUCCACCUCAGUCGUCAACAUCAAGUCCACCUCAGUCGUCAACAUCUAGUCCACCUCAGUCGUCAACAUCUAGUCUACCUUUCUCAACAACAGGUAGUCCCCUUUCUUCAACAAGUCUCACUUUUCCCCCUUCAUCAACAUCCAGCCCGCCUAUAACGACAACUCUUUCCCUACUUCCUUCAACAAGUCCAAUUCCAUCAACAACCAUUGCCCCUACCACCACUCUAAGUUUUAGCUCAACCACAACUGCAGCUGGUCUAACCACCACCUCCAGCAUUUCUACCACAACUUAG